UAUGUGGUCUGAAUCGACGUUAUUUAAGGUACGUCCAUUAGGUCAAUGUUCAUUUCCACUCUACAGACUUCGGAAAAUUUGUUGACCUUCCCGGAAUCUCUGCCGUCCAUUCCAGGUUUCUGGAAAUGACACACGUAUGAACUGGCCGACUCGCCGGCAUUCUGGAGGCUCACGUGCACCGUGUCGGAGGGAAGAUGUCGCGGAUCGGUGCUCCGUGCUGCAGGAGGCGGGACACGUGGCUCUCCCUGUGGGGAUUGGAAAAGUCGGUGGCAAAGUUUCGUUUACAUGGAAAUGAGCUGCAGAUUUAUGUGUCCCGUACGCAGUGCCUACAGCAGGAGGCACUUCCUGGUUCUAACAUCUGCUGCUGGUGAAAAUGAAAGAAACUCCAGCGUUCAGUGAAAGAACGGUUAACGAUCCCGAGAGUGGUGAAAUCGGCUUCAAUUUACCCUUUCACCCAGACAAAAUAUAACAUAUUUUUGCAGAGUAGUCAGUUUAUCAGAAGAGCAAAAUUAAGUAAUUGCUUUAAUGUCAUUUUAUGUAGAAGCCUGGCGUUGGAGUUAGUACAAUUACAUAUUCAUUCGCUCUAUUCCGGGCCUCUGCGAUUGGAAAGCUAAUUGCCUACAUUAUUAAGUCACGACUUCUAUAACAAGGAGAUUAUCCCUGGAGAUUAGGCGAAGCGUUUAAAGUGACGCAGAAGUGCUAAGGGUGAGGGAUGUCCUCAAUAAACCGAUAACCCAACUGGAGAAAAGAGGUUACAGUUGGAAAAAGGAUGGUCAGAAGUAAAAUUGUGUUGGAAAAGCAAGCGCCGUGUUGUUGAAGGAGACGGUCGCAGGUGCCUGGUAACCCUGUCAGAGAGUGAAAUUUUACAACCUGGGUAUAAAGUUGUCACAAAGUUCGCCCAGCUGCGGUCUGUGCUGAAGAGUUAGCUCUGACUGCAUCGCCAUCACCCAUUCCAACUUUGCCAAUUAACGAACACCCACUGUGCCCUCCCCUGGCCCUCCUCUAGGACGAGUGCCUCGCAAUGAACCUGAUGCAAAAACCCACAACCUCAUCCAAGGCUGUCACAUCACUCACUGGCUUUUUGCCGGGGUUUAAGGUGAUUCUGAUGUCAUUUGCUGGGUUGACUUUAAAAGCCGCGCGAUGGGUUCAGGGCCGGAAGAACGAUCCGGGUUGCGACCAGGAGAAGGGUCGAGCUCUGAACUCGCAGCUCCAGCAUGGGCGCCAGCUUCAUCCACCACGCUCUUGUGAUACUGCAGCUCGCCGCUGCCCUCGGCUCCUCACUGGGCAGAUACACUCCCCUGGUCAGGCUUGAUAUAGAUUCAGGACCCCAACAGGACUGGGGUCAGCAGAUCCGAUUCAAGCACCUGUACGUGGAAGGCAACAACAAGCACUUGCAAAUCAACCCCGAUGGACACAUCGACAGCUCACACACUCAGAACUUUUACACUCUGGUGGAGAUCAAAGCGGUGGAGCCUGGACAGGUGGUGAUCCGAGGGGUGAGGACAGGCCGGUACCUGUGCAUGGACGCUUGGGGACACAUCUUUGGAUCGACAACCUACCGUGAAGACGAUUGCAACUUCAACGAGGAGCAGUUGGAAACGUUUUACAACGUGUAUCACUCGCCGAGGCACAAGAAGGUGCUUUCUCUGAGUGUGGACAAGCAUCCGUACAACCCCGACAGAGAAAUGCCUCCUCUUUCUAUGUUUUUGCCUCGAGAAAACGAGUUGCCUACCCCUACGCACAGCAGGCGGGCACCGGAGAUGGUGACUAACGACCCCUUUCAGAUGAGGUCCGUACAGCAGGCAAGUUCUAAACAGCUCAGAGUUAGCAGAGGGUAAAGGGACGUUCCCGCCGUUUCAAGGGUUUAAAAAUCCGAUCUCUGCGAUGACAUAGGUCAAAAGUACCGUUCCUUGGGUUCGAUUCUGCUUAAUAAUUACCUUGCACGGCCAACUUAGUUCGGAAUGGAAAAGAAACGUAAUCAUAGGCGCGGGCCAGCUGAAGGACUGCUGGCACAGUUAAGGCAGGAGAUGGCGGUGGGUUGAAGCGGUCCUUAAUUAAUCGUGCUACGACCACAAAGAUUCCGUUGGAAUAUUCAGUUGUGUUUUACGCGCUUCCAGGACCUUAAUUUCAAUCACUCUCUCUGCUGUUUAUUUGAUACAUUGGUCGGCUUUUGUGUGUAAGAAAAAACAAAUGCCUUUUACCAGUUUAGUCGAAAUCCUGUUUAAAGUAUUGCUGACAUUCUUCCCAUUACUAUGUACAAGGCCGCCUUUCAGAUGUGACCCUUCCAAGUUUCCGGAAACUUAUUCAUAUCUCUGAACUCAUCGCCUUCUCGGUGCCCUGCCUAAGAAUUUCGAAUUUCUCCUGAGGAGAAAUGGGUGUGGUACUCCAACCAAAGCAAAUGGAAGAGUAAUCAGCUCGUUCUCUGCAUUGACCUUUAUAAGACGUUUAGUGGCCUGUGCAUUUUAAUAAGCCUUACAGACACUUUGGCUUAAUUUGCGGUGACUUUAAACCAUUGAGGAAUUUGUAUGACGCCCAUUCCUCCCUUCCUUCAUUCGGUGGCCUGCCCCACUCACACAUUAACUCCAACUCCUUCCAAUGACUUCAUAGACUUGAUAUUUUUGGAAUAUGUGGCUACUGUGCCUUGAGGAACCUGAACCAGCUUGUCAACAUCAGCCAGCAGUGGCAUUAGUCUCAAUACUAUGGCCUGGCUAUCACGCAACCCUUCAACCUUGACAUAACCUCUCCAGCCAGCACAGACUUUUUGUACUCUUCAACUCCUCUCUUUUCAUGUCCUGCCUAUCUUAAAGUUUGAAUUGAACUCAUUGCUUUCUGUGCAAGGCUUUGUCAGAUGUCUCUGGAAUCCUUUGAAAUCAAACUAAAACCCUUGGAUUGCUGCUUCUCAAAAGGGGGCAGAAUGAGCAGAUUCUUUCCCUUCCAAAUCCCAGUGGGGUGAAUGGCCUUCCCAUCUUGGGAUGCUUCCUAAUUUAAUAGAUAUUGGAGAUCAGAAGGACAAUGUAAAUGCUUUUUAUUUCACAUAUGCAAAUAACUUGAAUCACUCCUGCAUAUAAAGUAGGCUAAUCUCAUGCAUGGAAUUGUAUUGCCUACUCUGAAUUAUCUAUUUAUUUAAAUUAUUGCUGUCAAUAUUUAUAUUUAUAUGUAUAUGCAACUACUUUUUAUAAGAAGUUUUUUAACUUAAGUGGUGAUUUGUAUGAUGGUGAUAAUAAAGCAAUAAAAGAAAAUAAAUGUUCAGUAUUGGAAUUUUCCAUUUCAAAGAUUCAAAGCACAUUUAUCGAAGAACAUAUAAAUUAUACUCUUGAAAUUUUUCUGCUUAAAGGCAACCACAGAGCAAGGAAUCCAAAUAGCCCAAUAUAAAAAGACCAAAAGCUACUGUGCAGAGAAAAAGAGAGAAAAUAAAACACACAUCAUGCAAACAGUAGAAGCAAAUCAACAGCAUACUGAACUAUGCAUUUGUUUGAAUACAAACGUUUGUAAUUACUCAAGGACCCUUGAUAGUAAUUUAAUAUUGUAAUCCAAUUAACUAAAUGGACAGUUUGCCAUUGAUAGCUUUUAACAGCACUGCUCUGAAUAAACUGUAAUUAAGUACAUCCUUCAAACUCUAUUAGCUUAUAUUUUUGUCAAUAAUUUCCUUGGGGCAAAAAUCUUGAAACUCGUAAUACAAC
Messenger RNA from Hypanus sabinus (Atlantic stingray), 3680 nucleotides. RefSeq names its product fibroblast growth factor 23-like. Gene Ontology annotation, molecular function: growth factor activity; type 1 fibroblast growth factor receptor binding. NCBI's taxonomy places the organism in Eukaryota, Metazoa, Chordata, Chondrichthyes, Myliobatiformes, Dasyatidae. Gene Ontology annotation, biological process: positive regulation of gene expression; positive regulation of protein phosphorylation; positive regulation of cell population proliferation. The transcript has 3 exons. The record is from RefSeq and is a predicted model, not a curated record. The coding region runs from base 1215 to 1838 and encodes 207 amino acids. Gene Ontology annotation, cellular component: cytoplasm.